This is a messenger RNA of Danaus chrysippus (African queen), 336 nucleotides long. The record is from the annotation of a GenBank genome assembly. NCBI's taxonomy places the organism in Eukaryota, Metazoa, Arthropoda, Insecta, Lepidoptera, Nymphalidae.
AUGGCUCUGGCAAAAUUAGCUUUCGUCUUCCUUACGGCUCUGAUAGCUGUUAACUUAAUCUUUGCCGAAGAGGAAGAACUCUCGCAAUUCGAAGGACAACGUUUUGCACGUUCCGCAGAGGAAUCAGGAGAUUCCCAGGGAAGGCUCUUUGGCAACAGAUUUACUUCAUGUAACUACACUGCAACGCCUGGAUCUACUUGCCAAGGAUGCUUCACGGCUGUCCGUUGUCUUCCAUCAAACGUCGGAAUAGUGCGUUCUUGCCGUGGUUUCUUACCUUAUUGCAAUGGUGGCAGGUGCUCCUUCAUCGCAGCCACGAACUGCUCGAGCUCCGGUUAA